UUAAAGAUUGUCUAUUGAGAAGAUCACUAUAGUGUUACUGAAACUGUGAACCUUGAUCAUAUUCCCCCAAAUGUAUCAGUUUGAUAAACCACAGCAUCAGCUACCUCCGUUACAACUAACCAAACCUCAUUCGCUGAAGAGGAACAGCAGAUGUGAUGGAAAGCUCAGGAGAAAAGCUUAGCAACUACACCUGAAUUUCGAAUUGUUCGCUCUAUCGGAAGUACUAGCAGAGUGAGACGUCAUUUUUUUGUACUUCUGUCUAUCUAAGCUACCGGCCGGUAAAUGGCUCCAGAGGCAAAAGGCAGCCGAUCCGUACACAGUCGAGUUUUAUGCUUUUUUAAAACUUUCACUUAUUGUCGAAGUUUUGUACAAUAGCAAUUUAUUUGUAGUUCAUACAGCUCGGGUUAAUUACGUUCCACUUAUCGUCCAGGGGGACUUUUAUCGUUGUGUGUUAUCCACCAGUGUAACGGUAGCUAGGUGGACGGAAACACAGACAGAUAAAAUUAGCCAAAUCGAUUAAUAUAAUCCUUUCUAUAGUUUGGAAUUUGACCUGCCUCUUGCUACUUGCGCCGACAUGGCUGCUAAUCCUCCAGGACAAGCCUAUCCAAACAAGACACGGGUAGCAAUCCUGGCUGAGCUGGAGAAGGAGAGGAGACGGCUGAUGCAGAAUCAGUCCAUGAACACACCUGGAGCCAGCAUCUCGCUGUCCAGACCGAGUCUGAAGGAGUUCAGGGACAACGCAGAACAGCAGCACAUCGCUGCGCAGCAGAAAGCUGCCCUGCAGGACUCCUCAUUUGGAAACCUCAUCCUGCCGGUCCUCCCACGCCUGGAGCCUGAGUCUUGAACUCUUUACCUCUUUUCCCCAUCCUGCUGCCAGUGUGAGGCAAAGCUUUGAGACGACACACAUGCACACCAGACUCGUGUCUCUCCCUGUUUUAAGUCUGUGAUUAAUGGACAGUUGUUUGUCAUGUUGUAAACAAUCUCAGGGGAGUGAGAAGCUUUCAUUUUUACAUUUUCCAGACCAACAAGCUCACUGCUGAAUUUAGGAAAGCUUUCAAGACAAGACGGAAGAAGGUGCAAGAUAAGUGCAAAACAUCCUGUCAAGUCAUUCAGGGGCCAAAAACAAAUUUUACAGAAAUACAGUAAAUCCUGCUGUUGCCUUUCACUGCAUUAUCACAGGCUUUUCCAUAAAAUACACAUUUUGAUGGGUUUUUUACAUUGUAAUGGAUUUACAUCUUUGGGUAAUAAAGUUGUUAUGUUCAGUUCUA
Scatophagus argus is the source of this 1268-nucleotide messenger RNA. Its product is annotated as SOSS complex subunit C-like. The record is from RefSeq and is a predicted model, not a curated record. The transcript is spliced from 4 exons. Gene Ontology annotation, biological process: DNA repair. The coding region runs from base 575 to 844 and encodes 89 amino acids. Gene Ontology annotation, cellular component: nucleoplasm; SOSS complex; nucleus. Lineage: Eukaryota; Metazoa; Chordata; Actinopteri; Scatophagidae.